ACCCGAGCAAACCGAACAUACACCGAAUGAAAACUAGAAAGCUAAGUCAAUAAUCUUAGAAGAUAAAUAAUACCGGGUGGUUCUGGUGGUUAGCUACCAGCCGACAUUUUCAGCAAAAAACGACAGUGCUCCUGAAGAGUACCACAGGUGUAUUACAAUCCAAAACUCGUUUCUGUUUUGACCAAUGGACUACAAACGGUAUAAGGAUAUUUGAUGUAAAUAAUAUGAUGACAUUGUGAUAGAAUACAACGCACUGGAACGAACACCGGCUACCUAUCAACACUAUAACGAUAUUAUUACUGUAGUAUUGUUCAAUAAUGUCACGGAAAUGAGAUUAUUAUAAUAUUGUUUUGGCAAACAGGCGGCUUCUCGAUAAGGAUAAGGAUAGAGUAGGGACAACACAACGCCGACGCGCUUUCAUGGUCCCAUUGCCAUUUGUCUAUACAGGAUGAUUCAUUCAAGACAAUCAUUCUUUUUACUUAAAAGAUUAAAAACCGAGAGGUUAGGUUAGGUUAGGUCUGGUCUGGUUAGGUUAGGUUAGGUCUGGUUAGGUUAGGUUAGGUUAGGUCUGGUUAGGUUAGGUCUGGUCUGGUUAGGUUAGGUAAGGUCUGGUAAAGUCUGGUUAGGUUAGGUUUUGUCAAGUAGUCGUGUAAAGCCAUUUUUGGUGGUAAAAAAAUCCAUUCGCUGUGACUGAAUUGUCAGAUUUUGGCUGGUAAAAUGUGAGUUCUGUCAAAAGACUAAAGAUUUGUUGGCCACUGUACUAAAAUUUGGUUGAAACCCUUUUUCAAUUAACCCUUGGCAGAAAUAAAAAUUUCACACGAAAAUUCCAAAAGAAAAAAAUUCAUUAAAACAUUUGUACGGAGUGUGUUAUGGAUAUGGAUGUGAAACCUGGACCAUCAGGAAAAGCGAAAGGGACAGUUUAGAAGCAAUGGAAAUGAACAAAACAUCAUGGGUUUAAAGAAAAAUACAAAUGAGCAAGUGUCAAAAGAUUGGGAUUAUUUCAACAAUUAUUGCCGCGGCGAAUCCAAACAGGUAUGUCGGCAGCUAACGUUAUCAGACUUCACAAAACCGCCAACGGUUAUCUCCCGUAACGAAUACACGGCCGCCCGAAUACGUUGGCCGCCAUGUUGGGUAUGUCACUCGUUGUCGACAUACCUAUUGACUUUUGCCACUCGUCGACAGUCUUGCUCUUAUCACUUUGAUCCUUAUCACUCUGCGUUAUCAAUAAUGAUAACAAUAAUUGUUGUUGUCGAAAAAAAAAUUUCAGAUAUUUAUAUUCAAUUUGUAUAGUAUAUCUUUUAUCGAACAAAGUCGUCGCUGUCACUUGCGUUUACAUUAUUACCUACCUAAACAGCUAUGAAAAUCGACUCAGAUUUUCUACCCGAAAAACAAUGUAUCGUCAUCGACAUUGGCACGAAAUAUACCAAAUUUGGAUUUGCGACCGAGCAUUCGCCGCGCUGCAUUAUACGAACUUGUUGCGAGAUAGAUGGAGUUCUUCUGUCGGACUUGUACAAGUGUCACGACCAGCAGAAACUCACGUUGGCUCUUUCUAAUUUCAUUCAUACAUUAUUUUACAAACAUGCCCUCGUCGCGCCCAAAGAUAAAAAAGUAAUCGUCGUCGAAUCGUUAUUGUCUCCGACGAAAUUCAAAGAGACCUUGGCCAAAGUAUUGUUCAUUACUUACGAAGUCGCGUCGCUUUGCUUCGUGCCUUCGCACUGUGCCGCUCUUUUUACACUCGGCGUUCCCACGGCUUUAGUGUUGGACGUGGGUUUCAAAGAGACGAUUCUCAUACCCGUUUGCGAAGGAGUGCCCGUGCUGAGACUGUGGCAAGCGUUGCCGUUGGGCGGCGAAGCGGUCGAAAAAUCGAUACAAAGUCAAAUCGACCAACGAAUAGCAACCGUCGACGAUACAUUAAACAACGUAAUUGAAGACAUUAAAGUGAGAAGUUGCUUCGUUACGACGUUAAAGCGAAGUAAAGCGUUGGCCGAGGGACUGGUUGUCGAGCCGAAAACAACCGACGCAGAUUAUCACGUUAACGGAGAGACGUCCGUGACGAUUGCCGGAAAAAUUAGAGAAACGGCUCACGACGUGCUGUUCGAAGAAAACAUCGAUGAAAUGUCCUUGACCACGAUGAUACUCGAAGCCAUUCAAAAUAGCAACGUCGACAUGCGUCUUAAACUAGCCGAAAACAUCGUACUCAUUGGCGGCACGGUAAUGGCCAAAGGUUUUACGGCCAGGCUCAGAGACGAGCUUCUGGAAAAGAUAAAGUCGCCGAAAUAUGAAAACUUGAAAAUUUCCAAGUUCAAAUUCCACGUCGCUCCUGCAUACGAGAAUUACACGGCGUGGCUCGGAGGAUCGAUAUUCGGAAGCACGAACAAUCUAAACAUUCUUUCCCAGACGAGGGAAAACUACAUUAAAGAAAACUACGUUCCAGACUGGCCGACGACGUAUACGAGGCAAAAAAUCGAACCAUAAUUUUCCAUCCGGGCACCACGAUAUAUAUUAUUAAAAUCUAUUUAUUAUUAUUGUAACGAUUAUUCCGAAAACCUUGAGUCGUUUACAAACAUUAUUAAAAUUACGUAUUAUUAACAAACAGAAAUAAAAAUUUAUACAACCAAAACGACUAACUAUUAUUAUACUCUAUAAAACUAAAAAAAAAAUGCAACAUCUUGGAAUGAACGUAAUAUUAUUAUUCUUUUAGUAGAUAAUUUUUUUUUUUAGAAGAAAUCGCAUGCUA
Adelges cooleyi (spruce gall adelgid) is the source of this 2737-nucleotide messenger RNA. RefSeq names its product actin-related protein 10 (gene Arp10). Gene Ontology annotation, biological process: retrograde axonal transport of mitochondrion. The coding region runs from base 1357 to 2475 and encodes 372 amino acids. Lineage: Eukaryota; Metazoa; Arthropoda; Insecta; Hemiptera; Adelgidae. The record is from RefSeq and is a predicted model, not a curated record. The transcript is spliced from 11 exons.